This is a messenger RNA of Gastrolobium bilobum, 4440 nucleotides long. Its product is annotated as myosin-6-like. The transcript has 38 exons. Lineage: Eukaryota; Viridiplantae; Streptophyta; Magnoliopsida; Fabales; Fabaceae. Gene Ontology annotation, molecular function: ATP binding; microfilament motor activity; actin filament binding. Bases 1 to 4440 code for a protein of 1479 amino acids. Gene Ontology annotation, cellular component: myosin complex; cytoplasm; actin cytoskeleton. The record is from RefSeq and is a predicted model, not a curated record. Gene Ontology annotation, biological process: vesicle transport along actin filament; actin filament organization.
AUGGAAUCUCAGGCUACUCAACUCAAUUUUGUUGUUGGAUCUCAUAUCUGGAUUGAGGACCCUGAUGAAGCUUGGAUAGAUGGAGAAAUCCUGGAAUCUAAUGAUGAAGGGAUCACAGUAAGCAAUGCAUCAGGGACGAGGGUUGUGAGCAAAUCAGUUAAUAUCUAUCCCAAAGAUCCUGAAUUCCCACCAAACGGUGUGGAAGAUAUGACAAGACUGGCAUAUUUGCAUGAACCAGGGGUACUUCAAAAUUUGCAACUUCGAUAUGACUUAAAUGAAAUAUAUACAUACACAGGAAAUAUUUUGAUAGCAGUGAACCCUUUUCAAAGGUUACCUCAUUUGUAUGCCAGUGAAACAAUGGCACAGUAUAAAGGUGCAGCUUUCGGUGAGCAGAGCCCCCAUCCUUUUGCAAUUGCAGCUCAUGCAUAUAGGAAGAUGAUAAACGAAGAAACAAGUCAAUCUAUUUUGGUUAGUGGGGAGAGUGGAGCAGGUAAAACAGAAAGUACAAAGAUGCUUAUGCAUUAUCUUGCUUAUAUGGGAGGGAGAGUAGCAACUGAGGGACGACGGUCAGUGGAGCAACAAGUUCUGGAGUCCAAUCCAGUUUUAGAAGCAUUUGGCAAUGCAAAGACUGUUAGGAACAACAAUUCUAGUCGUUUUGGUAAGUUUGUGGAGAUUCAGUUUGAUCAAAAGGGGAGAAUUUCAGGAGCUGCCAUCAGAACUUAUUUGCUGGAACGAUCCCGUGUCUGUCAAGUUUCUGAUCCUGAGAGAAAUUACCAUUGCUUUUAUAUGCUUUGUGCUGCACCAAAAGAGGAUACAAAUAAGUACAAAUUGGGAGAUCCAAGAACAUUUCGUUACCUCAAUCAAUCGAAUUGCAUUGAGCUGGAUGGGCUGGAUGAUUCUAAGGAGUACCUUGCAACUAGGAGAGCCAUGGAUGUAGUUGGGAUCAGCUCUGAUGAGCAGGAUGCUAUAUUUCGAGUAGUAGCUGCAGUACUUCAUUUGGGAAACAUUGAAUUUGUUAAGGGAGUGGAUGAAGAGAUGGAUUCCUCUCAACCAAAGGAUGAAGAAUCCCAUUUCCACCUAAAAACUGCAGCUGAACUUUUUAUGUGUGAUGAGAAGUCCCUUGAAGACUCUUUCUGCAAACGUGUUAUGGUGACUCGUGGUGAGGCCAUAACAAAAUGGCUUGAUCCAGUUUCUGCAGCUCUCAGUAGAGAUGCAUUUGCUAAAAUAGUUUAUUCAAGGCUUUUUGACUGGAUUGUGAACAAGAUUAACAACUCUAUUGGGCAAGAUCCAGAUUCAAAGAGCUUAAUUGGGGUUCUAGAUAUUUAUGGAUUUGAGAGUUUCAAGACAAACAGCUUUGAGCAAUUUUGUAUCAAUUUGACAAAUGAGAAAUUACAGCAACAUUUCAACCAGCAUGUCUUCAAAAUGGAGCAAGAGGAAUAUCAAAAGGAAGAGAUUGAUUGGAGUUACAUAGAGUUCGUUGAUAAUCAAGAUGUUCUUGAUCUCAUAGAAAAGAAACCUGGCGGCGUUAUUGCUCUUCUGGAUGAGGCUUGUAUGUUUCCAAGAUCAACGCAUGAAACAUUUGCUGAAAAGCUAUAUCAAACAUUUAAAGAUAAUAAACGCUUCAGCAAGCCAAAGUUGUCUCGUACAGACUUCACCAUUAACCACUAUGCUGGUGAUGUCACAUAUCAAACUGAUCAUUUCCUUGACAAAAAUAAAGACUAUGUUGUUCCAGAGCAUGCUGCUUUACUCAGUGCUUCGAAGUGCUCCUUUGUUUCAGGGUUGUUCCCACCUUUACCCGAGGAAACUACAAAGUCAACGAAGUUCUCUUCUAUAGCCACUCAGUUUAAGCAACAACUGCAAGCUUUGCUUGAAACACUGAGUGCUACUGAGCCACACUACAUUCGUUGUGUAAAGCCAAAUAAUCUUCUUAAGCCAGGGAUAUUCGAGAACAACAAUGUGCUGCAGCAGCUUAGGUGUGGGGGAGUAAUGGAGGCAAUUCGGAUAAGUUGUGCUGGAUAUCCCACUAGAAAGAACUUUGAUGAAUUUGUUCAGCGUUUUACUAUCUUGGAACCUAAGGUUCUGAAAGCAUGCCCUGAUGAGAUGACUGCUUGCAAGAGGCUUCUAGAUAGAGCGAACCUUAAAGAUUAUCAGAUUGGAAAGACCAAAGUGUUUCUGAGAGCAGGUCAAAUGGCAGAACUAGAUGCGUGUCGUGCUGUGGUCUUAGGAAGAUCCGCAAGCAUUAUUCAGAGAAACGUUCGCACAUUUAUUUGCCGGAAACACUUCUUGUUAUUGCAGUUGUCUGCCAUAGAAUUACAAAGGGUGGUUAAAGGACAACUUGCACGCCAUCAGUAUGAAUGCAUGAGGAGGGAAGAUGCUUCUUUGAAAAUCCAAAAAUACUUCCGCAUGUAUCUUUCCAGAAAUUCUUACAAAACUAUUUAUGCCACUGCUGUUGAUAUUCAAACUGGUAUGCGAGGGAUGGCUGCUAGAAAUGACCUUAGAUUCAGGAAGCAGACACAUGCUGCAGUUAUUAUUCAGGGUCACUAUAGAGGUCAUUCAGCUCGUACUCGUUUCAAAAGCCUAAAGAAAGCAACAAUUGCUGUGCAGUGUUCCUGGAGAAGAACACUUGCACGUAGAGAACUUCGAAAGCUUAAAAUGGCUGCUAAGGAAGCCAAGGCUCUUGAAGCUGCGAAAAAUAAUCUGGAAAAGCAAGUCGAAGAACUAACUUCAUGUCUAGAAACAGAGAAGAGAAUGAGGGGUGAUAUUGAGGAAGCCAAGACACAGGAAAAUGAAAAAUUACAAUGUGCUUUGCAAGAGAUGGAGCUUCAGUUCCAAGAAACUACGGCAAUGCUCAUUAAGGAACGAGAGGCUGCCAAGAAAGGAGCUGAGCAAACUCCAAGAACACAGGAGAUUUCUGUUAAUGCUACUGACAAUGAAUUGAUCAAUAAGCUUACUGCAGAAAAUGAACAACUUAAGGAACAGGUUAAUUCAUUGGAAAAGAAAAUUGAUGAAGCAGAGAAGAAAUAUGAAGAAAGUAGCAGGCUUAGUGAAGAGCGCAUGAAUCAAAUUAUAGAGACAGAAUCAAGGAUGAUUGAUCUAAAGACAAAAAUGCAGAGGCUUGAAGAAAAACUCUCUGAUAUGGAAACUGAGAAUCAAAUUUUGCGGCAACAAGGCUUGUUGAGUUCAUCAUCUAGGAGAAUGUCAGGAAAGUUUUCAUCUGCUGCAGUUCCGGCACCAGCAAAAACAUUCGGUUCAGAGGUUAUCAGGAGAUCUCACAUGGAGAAGCACCAAGAAAGUGUAGAUGCUCUUUUCAAAUGUGUGACAAAAGAUCUUGGGUUCUCCGAAGGAAAACCUGUUGCAGCAUUUACCCUUUAUAAUUGUCUGCUACAUUGGAAAUCUUUUGAAGCAGAAAAGACAAGUAUAUUUGAUCGUCUUAUUCAGCUGAUUGGUUCUGCAAUAGAGGAUCAGGACAAUAAUGAUUGUAUGGCUUAUUGGUUAUCAAACACAUCUGCUUUGUUCUUCCAUCUUCAGAGAUGUCUAAGAGUACCAGCACGGAAACCACCUACCCCAACAGGGUUUUUUGGGAGGAUGACCCAGGGUUUCCGGUCUUCCAAUAGUCUAUCCAGUAAUGCACUUGAUUUAGAACAUCAGGUUGAUGCCAAGUAUCCAGCUUUGCUUUUCAAGCAGCAGCUUGCAGCUUAUGUGGAAAAGAUUUACGGAAUCAUUCGAGAAAAUUUGAAGAAAGACUUGUCACCUCUGCUUUCUUCUUGCAUUCAGGCGCAGACAACAUCAAAUGACAACAGCAAACCAGAUGCUUCUUGGCUCAGCAUCAUUGAGUGCCUUAAUAGAUUUCUCAAGAUUCUGAAAGAAAAUUAUGUUCCUCCUCUUCUAGUUCAGAAGAUAUUUAAUCAGGUUUUACACUACAUCAAUGUGGAAAUCUUUAAUAGCAUUCUUUUGCAUCAAGAAUGCUGCACAUUCAGCAAUGGAGAAUAUGUAAAAUCAGGGUUGGCUGAGUUAGAACUAUGGUGUAAUGAAGCAACAGAGGAGUAUGUUGGCUCAUCUUUGGAUGAACUCAGACAUGCGCGGCAAGCAGUUAGACUCUUGGUUGCACAAGAGAAGGAUGGACUAUCCUAUGAUGAUCUUACGAAUGACCUGUGCCCUGUCUUGAGUGCUAAUCAGCUUUAUAGAAUAUGUACACUUUACGAGGAUGGCAAUGACAAUACUCUAAGUGUAUCAUCAGAUGUCACUACUAGGUUGAAGCUUUUGAUGACAGAUGAUGCAGAUGAUGAUAACAAAUCCUUCUUGUUGGAAGACAAUUCAAGUACUCCUACAAUAGUUGAAGAGAUUUCUAGUUCCCUUCAAGAUAAGACCAUUCCAAAAGUAAAACCUCCUGCAGAACUUCUUGAGAAUGCAUCCUUCCAAUUUUUACAUGAUUAUUCUUAG